AUGACCUCCGUCAAUGACAUCUGGACCGAUGACUUUUACGAUGACACCUCAUCGCAUGCCCAGAACGAAUCUCCGGAAGUUAAAAAGCUUAGAUAUAGCCAUUCCAAGCGUGGCUAUUUGGACGGAAUCACAUCUUCUAAAGAGGAAAACCUUCAAACUGGGUUCAACGCCUCUUUUCCUGAAGGUUCUACACUGGGAAUAAAAGUUGGAUAUAUAAUUGGAACUCUUCACAUGCUUUCGGUUCUAUAUGGUGAAGACGACAAAUCUCUGCUUCAGAAGAAUGAGCAGGCCAAAAGGGAACUUGGCAUAUCCAAGAUUCUGAGCAAGAGUGAAUUUACUGAAAAUUGCGAGUUGAUAGCGUCAGAUUCUGGCGAGCACAGGAUAAUAGACAAAUGGUUACACACGGUUGACGAGUUGAAGAAGAGAUACUUUACAAAUUAA
Molecule: messenger RNA, 441 nt
Organism: Lachancea mirantina
Lineage: Eukaryota; Fungi; Ascomycota; Saccharomycetes; Saccharomycetales; Saccharomycetaceae
Source: the annotation of a GenBank genome assembly